Penicillium canariense is the source of this 474-nucleotide messenger RNA. RefSeq lists its product as uncharacterized. Lineage: Eukaryota; Fungi; Ascomycota; Eurotiomycetes; Eurotiales; Aspergillaceae. The coding region runs from base 1 to 474 and encodes 157 amino acids. The transcript is spliced from 2 exons. The record is from RefSeq and is a predicted model, not a curated record.
AUGGCUGAUAUCAGACCCCCUUUCACCGAAGAGACGGCCCGCAAAAAGGUCAAGGCGGCUCAGCACAUGUGGAAUACCCAGGAUCCUCCUCGAGUCGCGCAGGCAUACACGCCGACUUGCAUCUGGCGUAACCGGACCUCGUUUUUGUCGGGUACGGACGCCAUCAUCGAGUUUUUGUCGGCUAAAUGGGCGCGUGAACACAAUUAUCGUUUGCGCAAGGAGCUCUUCGCUUUCUGGGCCGACCGGAUCGCGGUUCAGUUUUGGUAUGAAUAUCAAGAUGCCGAAGAUGGGAUGCGCUGGAAGCGGUGCUACGGUCUCGAGGACUGGACCUUUGAUCGUGAGACUGGGAAGAUGUGUAAGCGCAUGAUGAGCGGCAAUGAUCUGCUACUCGGCCCAGACGGGAAUGGUGAGGGGCGCUGGUUUGUAGACGGAGUGGACGUGGAUGAGGUGUUGAUCGGUCAAGAACAUUGGUGA